UGACCUGUUGGUGCAAUGACCUCGCGGUUGUAAGACCACGGACUUGUAUACAGAUCAGACCGUUCCACUGUUUUUUUUCGAUUUGGUCGCGGGUAUGUUUCACAGCACAGUUGUAUAUGUCUGAGAUAGGUAUUCCAUACGCCUGCACAUACAGGUACAAAGUAAAAUCAACAAUAAUCUUUAUGUCUUCUCGAGAUGGACCUUCGUUCGCUACCCUAGCAGAUCGGAAAAGUGAGUUUUCUGCCCAGUCGAGAGGCUGAGCUGUCCUUCGACUGCACCUUCCUUUGUCCAGCGCUGACUACCCUGGCUGAUAAUUACUUCCGAAGAUUUUCUGUCAUUUUCCCGGAUAAGCUAGCACUGUCCUUUGUUUCCGGCGAUUGGACCAUAAAAUCGACCUCCCCCACCUCCCGUGGCCCCCAACCAGGCUGACAGGUAAGAUGUCAAAUGUCAACUGGCCCUUUCCUCAACUGGCCAAGCUUCACACUUGCACCUCGAUCUUGGACCUCAGUUUACACCGCUCUGGUCACCCUCUCUGGGUGUUACAGUGCAGAAGUAACUUUGACCAGUCCCAACUGUUGGUGGUCCUAGUUAAUUUAGUUUCACCAGGUAGACACUUUUUUUUAAAUUACAGGAGCACACAAACUUUAUUUCGUAUCGGAGAUUACUCUAGCCCAGAGCGAAAUAUGACUGGACGUAACGCUCUGUAGUUUUUUUUUUUUUCUUUCGGGGGAAGGGGCUUUUGACUUAAUUUUGUGUGUGAGAGAGAGUGUGUGUACCGAAGUUUUGGAGAAGGGGAGGGGGUAAUUCAGCCGAAGAGCUCUUUUGGUGCGCGUCUAAGUACAUUGAGUGGUGCAAGAGGAAACUAGAGCGAAGGCGAGGUAAGUCACGUAGGCCUGUGGCGCCCUCAGCUGGACACGGUCUGCUGAUUGUUGUAAAAUAUGGAGGGAGGCGCCUGGUGGUUAAAAAACACUCAUUUGUCACCGCUGCAGCGAGAGGCCGGUAAUCUCGUCCCCUUCACUGUAUAAUAAUAAAUAUAAUGAUGUAAUCCCUGUCGUGAUGGCACGAACGACUAAGCCAUCCGCAUUCCUCGUGCAUUCCACACUUCCAUUGGAUGAUUUGGAUCACAAUCCUAAUUCUGCCAUGUAACGUGUAUUAAGAAACCACAUUUUUUUAAAAAGAUAGGAACAGCGGAUUAAUGUCUGCAUGCGUUGAAACGUUUUAUUUAUUUCUUCACAAGGUCACGACAAGCAGCAGGGGUCUGCACGCAGCAAGUAGCUUUUCCACGCCAUUACACACCCCUCUAGCGAAACUGGUACAAAACUCCGACCUCCCCUCCACCAAAAAAUCAUUCUUCAGAAUUGUGCAUUCAUCGGCUAAGCAAGGUCACCAAACGUCUACGUGUUGCACGCGCGCCAACUCUCGGAUGUGCUAUCGCGGACCCAAUCGUGACGUCACACGAGGGCGUGGCUUGUGGUCCGCCCGUGCUGUCAAUCACAGCUAGAUGUAACGACUGAUGUUUGUGUUGUUGACAGGCCUCGGCUUCAGUACAAAAAAAAAAAAAGCCUGUAGUCCAAGGAUGGCGAGGAGCGGUGGAAUCUGAGUGGACACGUGGAAGUUCACAGACUUGACCUGCUGUCUGAACACUGCCAAACACCUGGCGCUCCUCCUUGUGUAUCACCUGAGGGAACGACAGGUACAUGGUUCAAGAAACAGCGUGGACGUUUGUGACACGAGACAGUUGAACACAGAUCGCUUUGGGCGACCUUAAAGAAACAAAACAAAGGCAGUUAGGACCAAGGUUAUUUCCAGAAAGUGAUCGGCCCUGGCAGGAAAAGAUGGGGUCAUUCUGGGGUCACAUUGAUGAAGGUCUCUUCUUCAUCGUGAUCGCAGUCUGGUGGAUUGUCCACGCCUGUCGGCAGUACAUAACGAGCGAGAGUAAGGGGGAGGAGAUGAAGCCUCGGAUCAGCUACUGCAUCCGGUGCUGCAGGCGCGACAUUCCGGUGGAAAGCAUCUUGAAAACCUUGUUUCCAAUAAUAGGCUUUCUGGGGGAGGUGUUCGACGGCGACCUUCGAUUUAUCGACGAGCAUGGAAAUUUCCAGAAGCUGGUGUACGCGCAGCACAUGACCAUAUAUGGCAUCUUCAUCCUUCACGGCAUCAUCGACCUCCUGACCUGGUCUGGCCUUCCCAUGAUGCCUAGCGCCACCUACAUGUCCGCAGGACUAGCCUUCCUGUGGUACGGGGUGGCGUUCUACUACCACGCGUCGAUGCACGGCAAGGAGCCCCUGGAAACAGUCGUGCACGUGAUACCCAUCGUCGCCAUGUUUGGUGCAGCCGCCAUGAUCUUCUUGGAGAUGAACUGGCGCAGUGGUCACUGGACCAUGCUGGCCCGCUCUUACUUCGUGCUGACCCUCGGCACGUGGUUCUCGCACGUGGCCUUCAUGCUGUACGAGCACGACAAGUUUCCAGGCGGGGGUUCCUCCGGGUGGGACCGCUCAGACAUACGCAACGUGCAGUACGCCAGGGCCUCCUUCGGCCUUCACCUUCUGCUCAACAUGACCUUCAUCUUGCUGUGUUACCUUGUGACGUACGUCAUUCUGCGUCUUCGCUACAACAUGAGGUUAAAGGUCACCUACUACCACCACGACGCUGAGGUCGUCAACCCCUACGCAGGCAAGCUGCAGCUGGCGUCUGCUCAUGACGACGAUGGCGCGGAACAGUUUCUGCUGGAGGACAGCCCCUAGACAGCCCCUAGACAGCCCCUGGACAGCCAAGCUCCCUCCUCCGAGGUCCAGCAUCUUCUCGCAGGUCGCUGCUGGACAUGUGGUUGACUGUCAGCCACACGCUAAAUUCGAGCCCAGUGUGUGUGUAUGUGUGUAUGUGUGUGUGUUUUGCGCCUAGCAACAGGUAGCAUCGCUGUAUUAACGAUGUAGUAUUUAUAUGUAAGACAAAAACCGAAUAGCAGACUAAGGCGAUUAGUCAGUUACAAAUAAACAUCUGCCGCCUGCUGUGAUUGCUAUACCUUAUACCCGCUUCUGACUGUCGGAUAGGUUUGACGUCACUUCCGCUAUUUAGUGACAUUCUGUGUGAGCGUGCACGACAACAGGACAGCUACCCGUAUUUGCCACACCUGUGUGAUAUUUAACUUAAAUAUUUAUAUUUUUCUAUAUAUAUUUAUAGAGGAUUAUAUGCUUAUGAAGCCUUGUAACAUGGAUGCCCUCUGCUCGCCUGGUCAGAUAUUUGGAGCCGCCGUUAGUGUGAGAAAAGAGUUUGAAUAAAGA
Molecule: messenger RNA, 3278 nt
Organism: Pomacea canaliculata
Lineage: Eukaryota; Metazoa; Mollusca; Gastropoda; Architaenioglossa; Ampullariidae
Product: transmembrane protein 45B-like
Exons: 6
Coding region: 1836-2741 (301 amino acids)
Source: RefSeq, a predicted model, not a curated record